UUUGAACUUCUGAGUCUCUCUCUCUCUCUCUCUCUCUCUCUCAUUCAUGUCACCAACCUCCACAAUCUGAUUCAUUUUUUUUCAAAACCCAUCCGUUUCUAUCGAGAACCCAAGCUACCAAAGCGGUCCGGGAAGAGAGAAUGGCGGCGUAUAGAGCAGAUGACGACUACGAUUACUUGUUUAAGGUCGUAUUAAUCGGUGAUUCGGGUGUUGGCAAAUCGAACUUGUUGUCGCGAUUUACAAGGAAUGAAUUCAGUCUUGAAUCCAAAUCCACAAUCGGAGUGGAAUUCGCCACGCGGAGCAUCCGUGUCGACGACAAGAUCGUCAAGGCCCAGAUUUGGGACACCGCUGGCCAGGAAAGAUACCGGGCGAUAACAAGUGCCUACUACCGAGGAGCUGUUGGUGCAUUGCUUGUCUAUGAUGUCACCCGACAUGUUACAUUUGAGAAUGUUGAGAGAUGGUUAAAGGAGCUACGGGACCACACAGAUGCUAAUAUUGUGAUCAUGCUUGUCGGAAACAAAGCUGACCUACGUCAUUUGCGUGCUGUCUCCACUGAAGAUGCUCAGUCCUUUGCUGAGAGAGAGAAUACCUUCUUUAUGGAGACCUCUGCUCUUGAAUCCAUGAAUGUUGAGAAUGCUUUCACUGAAGUGCUAACCCAAAUAUAUCGGGUGGUCAGCCGGAAAACUCUUGAUAUAGGAGAUGAUCCGGCAGCGUUGCCUAAAGGACAAACUAUUAAUGUUGGAACCAAGGAUGACGUGUCAGCUGUCAAGAAAGUUGGUUGUUGUUCUGCCUGAAUUUCAAUUUGAAAUUUGAGGUAUCAUAUCACAUGCUCCUCCGUUCUCCCUCACCUGCCAUAUAUUUAUAUCAAAUUAUUUUCCUGUGUAAUGGUCCAUCUUCCCAUCUUUUUCACGCUUUCAUUAGUGUGUUGGAUGCCUUUUCACAAUUUGGAUUCUUGAACAAAAUGCAGAAUUCUUCGAAAAUACCUCUUUUUUUUAUUUGUAGUAAUACUAAAGUAGUUCACUUAUCUCUUUCUCAUGUAUUACUUUAUCCAUUUUUACUUGUGUAAUUCUUGUAUUUGCUUCUUUAGAUAGGAGUUGGCUUUGAACAAUUUGGUUUUUUUGUAUUUGAUAAAAAUGAUUUGUUGGCAGUGC
Molecule: messenger RNA, 1151 nt
Organism: Carica papaya (papaya)
Lineage: Eukaryota; Viridiplantae; Streptophyta; Magnoliopsida; Brassicales; Caricaceae
Product: ras-related protein RABA1f
Molecular function (GO): GTPase activity; GTP binding
Source: RefSeq, a predicted model, not a curated record